AUGGCACACCAACGCAACGAUCGUCGACUUCGCCUAUUCCUCUUCUCCCAUCCACGCACGACGAGUAAUCUCUUCAUGCGUUUACUCGAGGGUCUCCCCAACAUCGCCCAAUCCAAAUAUCUCUACUUCCCACCAUACUUCUACGGCCCUGAUAGGCAAGCAGGAUGUCCCCGAGAAGAAUACCAUUACAUGCCAGGUUACGACCGCUGGGAGGAAAGAAGUUACCAGAAUACCUUUGAUGCAAUGCAAAAGUUUAUGAAAGAUGCGGAAGACCAAGGGAAGAUCCCGCUGGUCAUGGACCACGCCCUCAUGCUCACAACUCCCACCGUACCUCGUCAAACAAUUCCCGAGAAACCAGAGAUUGUUGAUCGGAUGCUCGAUUAUGAUGUUGAUGGUGGUGCAAGGCGCUCCCCACCUCCCAAGGAACUACCGAUUCCCAAUCCAACAUUCUUCCCUGAUGCCUUCCUACUCACUCUAACUCCCCUCUUCAUCAUUCGCCACCCAGCGCGCACGUUCCCGUCCUAUCUUCGUGCUAUCAGCGCGAACGCUACGCCGAAGAGAAAAGUUUUCGACGAGGAAACCCCCGUAGCAGGCGCGUUCAAAAAUCAAAUCCUCGUUUUUGAUUUCUUUAGAGCUUUGAAUGGUGGUCAGGUACCAGUGGUGGUGGAAGGAGAACGAUUGGUAAAGGAUACGAAGGAGCAGAUGAAGAAGGUUUGUGAAAAGAUAGGAUUGAAGGAAGAGGAUAUCAAAUACGAGUGGCAAUCGAAGAAUAUCAAAUUGCCCCAGGUGAUGGAGGCAUUUCAGGGGAAAGUUUUAAGAUCGACGGGAGUUAUGGAUGAUGGGUCGUACGACAGACCGGUCGACAUCUCCGAAGAAGCGAAAAAGUGGGAAAAAGAGUGGGACGCUGAUGUUGCAAAGCGAAUGGAGGAGCUUGUACGUGCGUCGGUGAAGGACUAUGAGUACUUGUUGCAAUUUGCUUUGUGA
Molecule: messenger RNA, 984 nt
Organism: Marasmius oreades (fairy-ring Marasmius)
Lineage: Eukaryota; Fungi; Basidiomycota; Agaricomycetes; Agaricales; Marasmiaceae
Exons: 3
Coding region: 1-984 (327 amino acids)
Source: RefSeq, a predicted model, not a curated record